UUCUCUCAGGAGGGUGUGGAUUGUGAGCUUGUCCGCUGGCAAGGAGCAGAAGGUCAGGGAGGCACCGUAGUUAAUCAAUCAAUAAACCAAACAGCCGAUCAAUCACUUCCUGCAGUCCGAGGCCGGCGAGGGCUAAUCGAUUGGUGCGGGUAUUUUGAAAGGAAAAACGGCGGUGGAUAGGCUGUCAAACGGAAGGGUGAAGGAGAGGCGGGGCUGGGCCUCCAGGUGCCCCCUGUGGCUUCCUGGGCCUGCAGAGGCGCCGAAACGUGCAGGCGCCGGCGUCCGGGAGGCGUGGGGUGCGUGGGGCGAGUCCCUGCUUGCUGGUUAGCACCUCCCGACCCCGGGAAGGCCCGGGGGGCGCGCGGCGGGCGGGGCGAGGGCCGGGCGAGGCCCGCCUCCCAUUGGCCGCAUAGCGCCGCCCUGCGCAGACCGCGGAUAUAAAGCAGCCGCGGGCGCCGGGCGCCUCACAGCACGCUGCCACGCCGACGCCGACCCCAUUCUGCACGUCAGCCCGCCCGCGCCCACCAUGGCUACAGUUCAGCAGCUGGAAGGAAGAUGGCGCCUGGUGGAUAGCAAAGGCUUUGAUGAAUACAUGAAGGAGCUAGGAGUGGGAAUAGCUUUGCGAAAAAUGGGCGCAAUGGCCAAGCCAGACUGUAUCAUCACUUGUGAUGGCAAAAACCUCACCAUAAAAACUGAGAGCACUUUGAAAACAACACAGUUUUCUUGUACCCUGGGAGAGAAAUUUGAAGAAACCACAGCUGAUGGCAGAAAAA
Cercocebus atys (sooty mangabey) is the source of this 773-nucleotide messenger RNA. Its product is annotated as fatty acid-binding protein, epidermal. Gene Ontology annotation, cellular component: cytosol; nucleus. NCBI's taxonomy places the organism in Eukaryota, Metazoa, Chordata, Mammalia, Primates, Cercopithecidae. Gene Ontology annotation, biological process: fatty acid transport. Gene Ontology annotation, molecular function: fatty acid binding. The record is from RefSeq and is a predicted model, not a curated record. The transcript has a single exon. The annotation marks the transcript as partial.